Xiphophorus maculatus (southern platyfish) is the source of this 1628-nucleotide messenger RNA. RefSeq names its product RAB13, member RAS oncogene family (gene rab13). Gene Ontology annotation, biological process: protein secretion; regulation of exocytosis; cellular response to insulin stimulus. The coding region runs from base 369 to 971 and encodes 200 amino acids. The transcript has 8 exons. NCBI's taxonomy places the organism in Eukaryota, Metazoa, Chordata, Actinopteri, Cyprinodontiformes, Poeciliidae. The record is from RefSeq and is a predicted model, not a curated record. Gene Ontology annotation, molecular function: GTP binding; GTPase activity. Gene Ontology annotation, cellular component: plasma membrane; endosome; synaptic vesicle.
ACGUAAUUCUCCCAGCCAAAGUGGAAUUUGGGCCGAGUUUUUUUUCCCCCUACAGCCUGAAAACCACGUAGCGUUUCCAAUGUGUUUGUAAACGGUAGGAUUUGGAUACUUUUAGUGCAGAAGAAUAGUUUCAACAGCUCAGGCGAUGAAGGUUUGAGCUUAAACUUGCAUUGUAAACUUUGGAUGGAGUUUGUUGUCGCCCAGUCCAAACUAAGCACUGAGGCACUGAGGGGGAUCGGAAUUUACCGGUGAACAGGCUGGGAGGGGGAAAACGAGAAAAGAAGAUUGGCAAACUUUCUUUUUUUUUUUUUUUUAAGAGACUGCAUAAAUCUCCCCCUCCUCCUCUUCCUUCUAUCUGGGCUCCAGCCAUGGCGAAAAAAUACGAUUUCCUCUUUAAGCUGCUGCUGAUCGGGGACAGCGGAGUGGGUAAAACAUGCCUCAUCAUCCGUUUUGCUGAGGACAAUUUCAACUCCACAUACAUCUCCACCAUCGGCAUUGACUUUAAAGUAAAGACAAUUGAAGUGGAUGGAAAGAAAGUGAAACUACAAGUCUGGGACACAGCAGGACAGGAGAGGUUCAAGACCAUCACUACUGCCUACUACAGGGGAGCCAUGGGCAUCAUCUUGGUUUACGACAUCACUGAUGAGAAAUCCUUUGAAAACAUCCAAAACUGGAUGAAGAGCAUCAAGGAAAAUGCAUCUGCUGGAGUCAGUCAGAUGCUUAUAGGAAAUAAAUGCGACAUUGAGCCGAAACGGAAAGUGUCCAAGGAGACGGGAGAGAAGCUGGCAAAGGAUCACAGUAUCAGGUUCUUUGAGACCAGUGCAAAGUCCAGCAUUAAUGUGGAAGAGUCUUUUCUAGCUUUGGCACGAGACAUACUGCACAAAUCCACCAAGAAGCCGGGUUCGGCGGGAAAAGAGGUGAAAAUCACCAGCAGUACAGCGAAACUGCCCUCAAAGUGUGCCAUCCUCUAGAAGUGACAAAUAUAUGCCACUAUACUGUAUAUGCCACAGACAUUUAAGAGCACCAUGGAAAAAUGCAAAGGCUUUCUGUCUCCAUCUGCUGGCCGAAACUGGUACAAUACGUCCUAGUGCUGAGAGUUUAUCCAAACCGUUGUUUAGUCCACAAGAAUUUUAGCAUGCCCAAAUUAAUUUAUUAUUCCGAGACAUUUUGUUUUUGUGAUUGUUGCCACAAAAACAUGCUGAAAGUGUCCAAAUGCCUGAACCCAACAUGUUCCAUGUCUCCUGUGUCCAAUCCAAUUAUUCAUAGCUUAUUGCCACACUCAUUAUAAUUCCUGCACUGGCACUGUUGUAAUAUUAUCAUUUAUUCAUCUGAGCACAUGCUGUAGCAGCUUUCAGGAGUUUGAUAUUUCCUGAAAAUCAGAACAUUUCAGAUCAAAAACUUUUUUUAAAUUAUUUUCUACCAUUUUAUGUUAAGGUCCAAGUGCCAAAAUUCCAGUCGAAUAUGUUUAGGUAUUUUAAAUGUUGGAGCAGAUCAGAAGAAUAGAAAUGUCUUUAGUUAUUGGUUUAGUUUCUGGUCAGAGUUUGCAUGCAUAUAUAAAAGCAUAUAUAUAUGCUUUUAUAUAUAUAUAAAAGCAUUGUCUUUAUUUAAAUAAUUUGUUUGGGGUUUUU